Molecule: messenger RNA, 761 nt
Organism: Trypanosoma cruzi
Lineage: Eukaryota; Euglenozoa; Kinetoplastea; Trypanosomatida; Trypanosomatidae
Exons: 1
Biological process (GO): ribosome-associated ubiquitin-dependent protein catabolic process; rescue of stalled cytosolic ribosome
Cellular component (GO): RQC complex; cytosol
Molecular function (GO): ubiquitin protein ligase activity; ribosomal large subunit binding
Source: RefSeq, a predicted model, not a curated record
CCACGUAUCUCUGUAGCACACCCAAAGGCGGUGGCGAAACACCUUGGAUUGAAACCGUUGCCUUAACGCGUCCAAACUCUGCGAGCCCGAUGAAGGAACUGGCAAAGGGCGCCGCUGCUUGUUUUGCCUUACUGCUGCAGAGCAGCAUGUUGUCUGUUGUCAAGAGCUGGCUGGAGACGAUUGAACGGAAACUGCAGGAUCUCUUUUACGCCGUUGUGGAGAGACACAUCUCGCCCCUUCUCAUACAAGAGAGUUUGCUCACUGUGCUUGGCCGGAGUCCAUCCGGGGAAUCAACAUUCGACGUGAAUGAGAAUUACAACAUAGCGGUAAGCAUACCCAAGAAACUCAUUACACUGAAGUACACCAUGGAAGAAGCAAGUGUCAUGGUGAAGAUUGAAAUUCCCUCCGCCUUUCCAUUGAAGCCACCUGCAGUUACCUUUGAAAGUGGUAAAGGCUGCGGAGUCUCAACAGAUAAGUGGCGCUCAUGGAUGCUAAAAAUGACGGUUCUGCUCUUUGGAGGUUCUGCCAAUGUGUGGGAGUGUGUGACACUUUUUGGUAGAAACAUGGACGCUCACUUCUCUGGUCAGGAGCCGUGUCCCAUCUGUUUUGCGGUGGUGUCGGCUGUGGAUCAUCGCCUGCCCGAUAUGCGUUGUGCCGUGUGCCGAAACGCCGCUCUUCAUUCCUACUGCCUAUAUUCAUGGUGGGCAAACAGUGGCCAGACAGUAUGUCCGCUAUGCCGCUCGCCGUGGGUCUCGAGCUGA